Molecule: messenger RNA, 1356 nt
Organism: Metschnikowia bicuspidata var. bicuspidata NRRL YB-4993
Lineage: Eukaryota; Fungi; Ascomycota; Pichiomycetes; Serinales; Metschnikowiaceae
Gene: PPG1
Product: putative serine/threonine-protein kinase
Exons: 2
Coding region: 307-1356 (349 amino acids)
Biological process (GO): peptidyl-serine dephosphorylation
Cellular component (GO): FAR/SIP/STRIPAK complex
Molecular function (GO): protein serine/threonine phosphatase activity
Source: RefSeq, a predicted model, not a curated record
CGCACCUAGAAAUCAUCACUAAUAACAAUUCCACGAACACCAACCAUAUAUAUUCCUAGCUUUCCUAUUUCCAGCUCCAACUAAUUCUGAUUAACUCAAAACAAAUUUCUCUCCAACAAAAUUCCCGAAACAUUCCCCAGACCCGUCACCCAUCCCCUCUCUCCACCUGCCCAGCCAGGGCCAGCGUGGCCCCGGCCGCCAGGGCCUGGCGCCGCGCGCGCCGGCCCUAAACUUCCAAAGCCAGGCCCCACCCACCCCAGCGCACCCGGCCCAACCCGCCCCAGCCUUUUUCCCCGUCCCCUGGCCAUGACCCACGCGUUCGCCGGGCCCUCCACGGACCUCGACUACUGCCUCGAGCAGCUCCUCGAGCGGCGGCCGCCGCGCCUCCUCCCCGAGGAAACCGUGCACGCGCUCUGCCAGCAGCUCAAGAGCCAGCUCUUGGGCGCCCCCAACAUCCUCCUGCUCCGGCUGCCGUGCACCGUGGUGGGCGACAUCCACGGGCAGUACCACGACCUCCUCGAGGUGUUCCGCAUCGGCGGCGCGCCGCCCAGCACCAACUUCGUGUUCUUGGGCGACUACGUGGACCGCGGCUACUACUCCGUGGAGACCAUGACGCUCUUGGUGGCGCUCAAGCUCCGGUACCCCGAGCGGUCGCGCACCAUCACCACCAACUACGGCUUCUACACGGAGAUCCUCCACAAGUACGGCGGCUCGCUCAAGGUGUGGCACCACUUCACGGAGCUCUUCGACUUCCUCCCGCUCGGCGCCACCAUCGACGGGCGGAUCUUCGCCACGCACGGCGGGCUCCUGCCGCUGUGCCAGCAGCUCGACCAGAUCCGCGUCGUGGACCGCUUCAAGGAGAUCCCGCACGACGGCAUCAUGGCCGACUUGGUGUGGCUGGACCCGGACCCGGACAUCGCGGACUUCCAGCUCCUGCCGCGCGGCGCGGGCUACUUGUUUGGCCGCGAGGUCGUCACCAAGUUCUGCCACGACAACGGCUUGGUGCAGCUCGUGCGCGCGCACCAGCUCUGCCACGAGGGCUUCAUCAGCUACUGGCAGGGCAAGUGCCUCACCAUCUGGUCCGCGCCCAACUACUGCUACCGCUGCGGCAACCUGGCCAGCGUACUUGAGAUCAGCCACUCCAGCUACGAGAGCCGCGCUGCCGGCCUGGGCCCGGGCCCGGCCUUUCUCCCGGGGCAGUUCUGCAACGUGUUCGACGCGUCGCCGGAGAACGCCCAGGACACCCUGGAGGGCCGCGGCGUCAACGGCGUGCAGGCCCCGGCCGGCCCGGACGACGUGUUCCGCGCCUACUUCGACGGCCGUUCCCGCGCCCGCCAGGUCGAGUACUUCUUGUAG